AGCGUCUGCGGAUCUACCUUGCCUUGCCUGCACCAACUUCCGCUCUUCACUCUUCCGCGCCCGCACGAACGAACACACGAACACGCGACCGACCGACCGAUUGACGGAGCUGUUGUCAUUGCUGCGCGACUAUGCUGUUUUUCAGCUUCUUCAAAACCCUCGUUGACCACGAAGUCACGGUCGAGCUCAAGAACGACGUGUCCAUCCGCGGAACGCUGAAGUCGGUGGACCAGUUCCUGAAUAUCAAGCUUGAUGAUAUUAACGUGGUGGAGGAGCUCAAGUUUCCGCAUUUGAGCUCCGUCAAGAACGUCUUCAUCCGCGGCAGCGUGGUGCGCUACGUGCACCUCCCCGGCGCAGCAGUCGACACGGCGCUCCUGGAGGACGCGACAAGAAGAGAAGCAGCACAGGCCGCCGCGAAAGCAAAGCAAGGCUGAACCGAGCGCCACGAGACGCGAUAGAGCUACGAGGCCAGACCCGAACGACCGAGACGACGAUGCUACUGCGAUAGGGAAAAGAGAGCGGGGUGGUGCGUGCGUGCGGGCGACACGCUCGCGUGGAUAAAAAAGAUGUUGGCGCUGGCGGGUUUACAUGCGAAUCCGCUGUGCGUGCUGCGUGGGGAUAUUGGGAUUGGAUGAGCGGGGCGGAAACGAGGCUCAAAGGCCGUGGCUGGGAAGGAGUCUGCUUCUGCGUGCCGCCGCGCGGUGGGUGGGUUAUGCGGAGCGGAGCAUGGGGUACUGGGGUUGUGGUGGCGGCUGUGCCUUGGCUACCCACCUACACCUACACCUGCUACCUACUGCUUAGAUGAAUUCGAAAGUUCUGCUUCCUGGGUGUGGGGAGUGUGAUAUCGGGGC
Messenger RNA from Aplosporella prunicola CBS 121167, 851 nucleotides. RefSeq lists its product as uncharacterized. The transcript has 4 exons. Lineage: Eukaryota; Fungi; Ascomycota; Dothideomycetes; Botryosphaeriales; Aplosporellaceae. Gene Ontology annotation, cellular component: catalytic step 2 spliceosome; precatalytic spliceosome; P-body. Gene Ontology annotation, biological process: mRNA splicing, via spliceosome. Gene Ontology annotation, molecular function: RNA binding. The record is from RefSeq and is a predicted model, not a curated record. The coding region runs from base 132 to 434 and encodes 100 amino acids.